This is a messenger RNA of Mesorhabditis belari, 2595 nucleotides long. The record is from the annotation of a GenBank genome assembly. Lineage: Eukaryota; Metazoa; Nematoda; Chromadorea; Rhabditida; Rhabditidae.
AUGGACGAAGAUGAGGUGAAGAAAACGAUGAAAACGGCUGAGAGUGGAGCGAAUGGUGAAGGAAAGCAGCGAUUGCUCGACGAAUUGAAGCGAGCCAAACGACUCAAAUCGCACAGGGCAGCGUUUAACUCCCGAGAAGAGCUUGUCGAGGAUCGGACGCAAUCAUCAUUCAUUGCGAAACACUAUGAAACAGAUAUGGAUGUUGAGACGGCGCGCGAAUUGCAAAAGGUCGAGAAGCAACCACUUGGAGAACUCUCAGUCACUGGAACAGGUUCAGCCAGCAACGAGUCGACCGAUGUCGUCAAGAAAGGCGAUCCAUCAAAGAAAACCCGCGAACAUUUCUCUUCUACCAUCACCUAUUUGCUGACGACGAUCGGCUGUGCGGUGGGCCUUGGAAACGUUUGGCGUUUUCCCGCAGAAGCAGCCGCGAAUGGAGGAAUUGUCUUCAUGAUCCCGUACUUUAUCUGCACAUUUUUCGUCGGCAUCCCGAUUCUCUACUUUGAGUCAUUCAUCGGACAAUUCACACAGAACGGAAACGGCAAAUGCUUCUUUCUUUACAUGCCAGCCGCAGCUGGACUCGGAAUCGCUCAAUACAUUUUGGUGUUUCUUCUAGCCGCUUUCUACUAUGUUAUCACAGGAUGGUCGUGCAUUUAUUUGAUGUUCAUUCUUCUCGAGGAUCAUCAGCGCUGGACUCGAUGUGACAAUUCAUGGAAUACGCCCAAUUGCCGCUCGGAGAUCAAUGACCGCGAAUGCCCGGAGGGAGCUUAUUUUGUGAAAGGAUUGAACUGCAUCAAUACCUUGAACAACACCUUGAACAAUACCUUGAACAACACCUUGAACAGCACCUUGAACAGCACAGGACCAAUCGUCUACCCGUCACAAGAACUUCUGAUGAACUAUGUUUGGGAUUCGAGGGACGGACCAUUCACCUUGGGAUUCAACAACAAAGUGCUUGUUAUCAUGGCUUUCCUCUGGCUUAUCGCCUACUUGAUUGCUUGGAAAGGUGUCAAAGUGAUGGGCUACGUUUCCUAUUUUACUACGAUUGCGCCAUACGUUGUUGUUUUGAUUCUGUGUCUCUUUGGUUUCACACGAGAGGGCUUUGCCGAUGGAAUAGCAUUCUUUAUUAUCAAAGCGGAUUUCGCAAAGCUAUAUCAGCCAAAGGUGUGGGGCGCCGCGUUUAGUCAGAUGUGCCUAUCGUUGUCGCUCGGUUAUGGUGCUCAUCCAACUCUCGGCUCAUUCAAUCCAAUCGGGCACAAUUCGUUGAGGGAUGCCGUUCUGAUCAUCGCUGCUGACACGGUGAUGUCUCUUCUUGGCGGACUGGCGAUGUUCUCGAUUCUUGGCAAUUUCGCGUGUCAAAAAGGAAUGAGUAUGGUCGAUUUGAUGCAAAAAGAACUUGGAGCUGGUCCAAUGCUGGCAUUUGUCGUCUACCCUGAGGCGGUCUCGAAUAUCACUGGUGGAUGGUUGUGGACAAUGCUCUUCUUUUUGAUGCUUUUCUUGCUCGGCUUCUCGACGAUUAUUGUGGCGACGAAAAUUUUGGCUACCGCUUUCACCGAUGCUUUUCCGAUUCUGGAAAAACGAGCACACUGGAUCCAACUUGGUGUGGUUAUCGCUCUUUACAUUAUAGGAUUGCCUAUUAUGUCAAAAGGUGCUGGCGGAUGGGUUGAUAUUUACGAUUUCUCCGUGUCCAGCUUUGUCAUCUUCAUCAUCAUUUUCUGCGAGAUCAUCGUCUGCUUUCAUUGCUAUGGGAUUCGCCGUUUCCGUAAUGAUCUACGCAAAGUUUUUGGCGAGCCGCGUUGGUGGAGUUGGUUGUGUGGCUUCUCCGGCUACUAUUUUCUCUUCAGUUGGCUGAUAGUUGUUCCUCUUGUGACUUUGGCAAUGAGUUGCUUCAUGAUUUACUCGAAAAUAGAUGGCCUCAUAAAGGAAGCCGCCGCUGGAAAACAACCGCCCGCUUAUGCUGAAGUGAUGCGAUGGUUCCUGCUGUGCUUCAUCUUGGCGUGCAUCCCGUUGAUGGCUAUUAUCCAGACGAUCCUACUUCGACGCCAAACGAAAUCAUGGAAAUCUGCGUUCCGUCCACAUGCUCUCCAUCCAACUUUCGGCACACUGCCAUCAACUGCUUCAAACGUUUCACAAGAGAAAACCGAUGCCUCGUCAACCAAACAAAAAGACAGCUCUGUGCAACCAGGCGCUUCAUCAAGGACUUCGAAAAAUCCCCGACCACACGAUCAGGACUCAUCACUUGGUCGAACUCCAGCUCGAAGUGCUCACGAUCAAUCCAUCAAUGCAACAAUCGCCGAAAAAGGAGAGGCUAACACUUCAACCAAGGCUAUGACAAGGAAAUCGGGAAAAACGGGAUCAGUCAAAGAUGAUGCUUUCACUCCAACGUCACCCGAGACUCCAAAACUGUCAAAGGAAAACUCAUCGAAGAGAACAAAAACGGACGAAAAUGGCAGCUCGACCGGAAGGACACCUCGUCGACGCUCGCGCUCCUCGAUGGGAAAAGCACAAUCGUCGAAAGGAUCUGAGAAAAAGGCACCAGUUGAAAGAGGACUCUUGACCGGCCGCACACCCAUUUCAUUCUCAUUCACGCGCAAAUUG